ACAAAUUUUCAUGAAUCAAAGACUCGUUUGAACACCUUGGCAGUGGCGGUGACGCCCACGUCCGUGUGACUGAGGCAGGCGUGCGGCGCGGCGCAGUAAGUUUGAGCUCUCACUCCUGCAGCGCGCGAGCUGCGUGUCAGAGCUGAGGAAGAUGAUGAUGAUGAGGAUGCAUGCGGGCUGUGAGUAACGCAAACAGAGCGGAUUCAGAUCUUACUACAUAGUGAGCACCUGCUGGAGGCAGUUCUGAGAGCUUGAGCUCUGGGUGUGACGGUGGUCUUUUGUCCUCCAGCUGCUUUCCUCUCUGAUGAAUUAACUGGAGUAUCCUCUCUAUUGAACUGGAUCGAGCUGGAAUUACGUUUAAUUGAAAAGUUAGGCGUGUGUAUGCUCCGUGGUUCACUGGGGCAUCCGUGUGUCCGCACACUCUCAGCGCAUCGGUAACUCAUGUGUUCCUGUGAUUAUUUGGUGCUCGUCGAAUGUCACCCAGUGAGUGAGCGCGCUCCAGAUGCACUCGCUGUUUGAUCGCAAUUGUUAAGGGCUGGGAAUCGAUCUGUCUCCGGUCUCGCUGCCCCACGCUGCUGUGAGGAUGUUCAGCUGUGUCGGGUGUUUUUGGGUGCUUCUGUCCUCCGCCCUGGUCGCGAUUUGCAGUUUUAGUUUCAUCUCACCCGCUUGGAUAGUGAAGGAGCAUCUGAAAAACAAGGACUCCGUGAGUUUCGGGCUUCUGUGGCACUGCUCCGAGUCUCUGGAUCAUAUGUACAGAUGUUACACCUUUGGCGGGCUGGGCAAAUUUCAAGAGAUUCCUUCAAGCUCUUGGCAGACGAGUGCGGUGCUGUGUUCAGGAGGAUGUGCUCUGCUAGCAGUCAGCUCCCUGCUGGCCAUCAUCACCAUCUUCCUGCCCAGUGGAGCCUGUGAGAGGAGGAUCUGCACAUUGGCAGGAUACAUGCAGAUGGCUGCAGUGGUCAUUAUGGCAUCUGGUUUACUGGUAUACCCCUUCGGUCUCAACUCCAGCCUGGUCAAGUCUUUCUGCGGAGACUCGGACAUCUACUACUCUGGGGAGUGUCAGAUAGGAUGGGGCUACAUGCUGGCUAUCGUAGGUGUCAUGCUCACCCUCUUCCUGCCCUUUUUCGCCAAGUACGCCCCCAAAGAGCAGCUGUCACCCACCCCACUGCCCACUCUUUUAUAGAGCACUAAAGUGCACCACCUAUAAUAUUCAACCUGCUCAACCGUCAUAAAUAAUUAUUAAAUGAUCAAAGAUUUGCUGUUGGACAGAUUGCAAAGUCUCAGCAUCAUUUGCCGUGGUUGGUAAUAAUGAUGUCAUGAAGAUGAUGUUGCUCUGGAGCAGAACUCAAGACCCUUCAUCCCUUCUGUUCUUGUUGUUUU
This is a messenger RNA of Carassius carassius (crucian carp), 1377 nucleotides long. RefSeq names its product LHFPL tetraspan subfamily member 7 protein-like. NCBI's taxonomy places the organism in Eukaryota, Metazoa, Chordata, Actinopteri, Cypriniformes, Cyprinidae. Bases 584 to 1180 code for a protein of 198 amino acids. Gene Ontology annotation, cellular component: membrane. The record is from RefSeq and is a predicted model, not a curated record. The transcript is spliced from 3 exons.